Molecule: messenger RNA, 2286 nt
Organism: Porites evermanni
Lineage: Eukaryota; Metazoa; Cnidaria; Anthozoa; Scleractinia; Poritidae
Source: the annotation of a GenBank genome assembly
UCUGUUUUAUUAGAGGGUAAGCCAAUUCCAACAGAGCUAAGGAAGGAUGAAGCAGAACUUAGAAAGGCUAUAGAAUUUGAUGAUGAGAAACAUGAGCGUAAGUAUAAUAAGCAGAAAAUUUAAUAGGUUCUUUACUCAGUCUUUUGUGAGGAGAGAGGGGGUAAGCACAUACCUUUCUUCUUGUGUGUUAGGGGAGUUUUCUCAGUGCAAGCUUUAUCAAGCUAAUUAACUAAAUCAAGGUUUUAUCCUCGAGGAUUUCUGGAUGUCCUGUGAUUGUCCAGUUAUUGGAGAAAAAGCAAUUUUCUUUAACUUCUCAGUUAAUUUUGUCUCUUCAGUAUGCCCCCUCAUAACCUCCUGGCUGAAAACCCAAACUUACAGUAACAGUCACAGCCACAGUGCUGUCAGGCUGCCCAGGCUACUGUGAUGGCAAACCUUCAAUUCAAUUCAAUUCAAUUCUUUACUUCACACUAUAUAAGAUAUUUACAUAAGUGUACGUAGGUAGGAAAAUAACGUAGCUGACAAAUAAUAAUUAGCUAAACUGAAACAGCCUCCUUUUACCUUCUUUAGAGGUAGGAAACCAUCAAGAUGAUGAGUAUGCCUGGGCUGGAGUUCAAGACCCCAAAAUUAUGAUAACAACUUCUCAUAACCCGAGCUCAAGACUGAAACAGUUUGCCAAGGUAAACAAGUAUUAGUAAUACACAUGUUAAAUAUGUUUGAAAUUUUCUGACACUGUGUUCUCAUGAUUUUUUGCUUUUUUCCUAAGGAAUUACGGUUGAUAUUUCCCAACAGUCAGCGCUUAAACCGUGGUAACUAUGUGUUGAGUCAGUUGGUGCAAGCCUGCAGAGCCAAUGAAGUUACAGACUUGAUACUUGUUCAUGAACACAGAGGGGAACCUGGUAGGUUGACUAUCUGUAACUUGAUUACUAAUCUUGUUAUUGGCCGAUCAAGAAGAGUUUGUCAACAUUUUUAUUUAUUUGGAAGGACAUAAAAGUCAUGCCUAACCAAGUAACUGUUCUAGUCAGAAAAACCAGAAAGAUUUUUGAGCUUACAGUCAUUUUGAUGGCCUAUAUAUUUGUAUGUACAAGUCAAAUUUACAGCUUUAAAAUGAUAGUCUUUGGUUUUUUAUCUGUUUGGUCAUAUACGUAAUCACAGGUAAGAUUUUGUUAGACAUUGUCCAAUGACCAACUCAUUGUAGCAUUGGUCAAAAUUAUGUAGGACAAAAAUAAAUUUUGUGUGUGCGCUUCAUAAAAAAAGUUUUAGGUAUUUUAUAUAUAGUGCCCUUUAGUGUACUGUAGUGAACAUAACUACCAGUAAAUGAUUGCAGCUAAUUGCAUCGUUUGUUGUUUCAACUCUCUUUAGAUGGUCUUGUAGUAUCUCAUCUUCCAUUUGGUCCAACGGCUUAUUUUACAUUGUCCAACACGGUAAUGAGGCAUGAUAUUCCUAACAUCGGCACUAUGUCUGAAGUAUAUCCUCACCUUAUAUUCCACAAUUUCAAUUCAAAGCUUGGAGAAAGGGUGAGAUUUUACAUGUGUAUAAGACACAUCGCUUAAUGUUGACUUAAUUCAAUUUUUUGUUUUGCAGUAGCUGUGCUUGCCUCUGUUACUAUUUUUAAAGGUUACACUGGCUUGUAUUACAUGGUGCAAUAACUUUUUUCUUUUCUAUUUUGCAAACAGGUAAAAAGCAUUCUUAAAUAUUUAUAUCCAGUUCCUAAAGAAGACAGCAGAAGGGUGAUCACAUUUGCAAACCAAGAUGACUACAUUUCAUUUAGGUGAGGCAAUUAAUUACCUCUUACAGUUGUGAUUUUCAAAAUAGAUAGGUGUACAUUGUUGUACACAUCAUGGCAGUUUGGAAAUCCAGGGCUUAUUAGUUACUGACUAAUUCUAACUUUUGAAUCUGUGGACAAAAUCAUAAAGUGUAACCGUUCAAAUGAAAUCUUUUUGGUAUUACUUUCACAUCAUGUGGUACUAUUAGAACUGUCGAAUGGUAAUAUUCCAACUUUUUAAUCCAUAAACAAAACCCUAUGGUGUUACUAUUAUUUUAAAUGAAACUGCUUUGGUAGAAAUUUUAUGUAGUGCUAUUUUAUUUCUCAGCAUUUUACAAAAUAUAAAAUUUUUAGGUGUUAUUUUUGGGGGGUGGUCAUCAGGGGUAAAAAGGUUCAUAAUUAGUGUCAUUAAAAAUAAAAAGUGGAUUUUUUUUCUUUUCAGACAUCACACAUACAAAAAGGUAGAUGGACAAGUGGAAUUAUCAGAAGUAGGACCAAGAUUUGAAAUGAAAGGUAUGUUAUAG